Messenger RNA from Malus domestica (apple), 1041 nucleotides. Lineage: Eukaryota; Viridiplantae; Streptophyta; Magnoliopsida; Rosales; Rosaceae. The record is from RefSeq and is a predicted model, not a curated record.
CGUAUUUAGAUAUGGCCUCGUAGCAUCGGCUUGAUCCAUAAAAAGCUCCAGAAAAGAGAAUUAAGUCAUAGGAAAUGCCUAGACGACGUUUUUCUUCUUGGGCUGCAGUAAGUAAAUUGUAUGUAUAUAAGCAUAGAAAGCGUAUCGUUUUGAUAUGGCAUUCCGGGAGAGAUGAAGAGAAAUGACGAGUGAAGAGCAGAUAAGCCACGUGUCACUAUAAUACUCGGCGGCUGGCUGCACCGCCAGCAAACGUUUCUCGACCAGCUCCGUAACUUGGUCGAAUCGCCGGACUACGAAAACAAGGAUUCCGGCAGAGGAACUUAAUCGAGCAGGUUAUGUCUCACUACCAGCAGUACUUCGCCGAGAAAGCCAGAACGGCGGAGGAGGAUGUGUUUGUCUUGUUUUCGCCGCCCUGGCUCAGCUCAUUCGAGAGGAGCUUGCUCUGGUUGGGGGGAUUCAAGCCGUCAAUGGUGCUGCGGAUGGUGGACAGCUCGAUUGAGGACUUGACGGCGGAGCAGGCGACGGAGAUGGACGCGGUGAAGGGCGAGACGAGGCGGGCGGAGCGGGAGCUCUUGGAGACAAUGGCAAGGAUUCAGGAGAGCGUGGCGGCGCCGCCGAUUCUGCCGCUGGCGAGGAGGGUGGGGAGGCUGAUGGACGAGGAGACGCUGAAGACGGCGAUGAUGGGGGUUAUUAAGAGCGCCGAUGGGCUUCGCGGGUCGACGGUGAGGAAGGUAGUGAAGUUGUUGAGUCCGGAGCAGGUUGAAGAACGACUUACAUAUGUUACCGUUUUAUUUUUGUUUUUGGGCCUUCAUUUGAAUGUUUUAGGCUCAACUGGGCCUUUUUCUCUUUUUGGUUUUCUGUUCACUUGAAUAAUUUACGACUUUAUAAUGGCACGUUGCGCGCUUGAUUAAAAAAAUCUCGCCAGGCUCGUGUUUAGAGGUUAGUUAAAAUUAAGCUAUUGAUCUGUUAUGCUAUCAAAUGGUUGAAUAAUGCAAGUGAUUGGAUAUUUGAAAAAUAAAAUUUGAACUACUUGUAUCAUAA